Molecule: messenger RNA, 4053 nt
Organism: Bipolaris maydis ATCC 48331
Lineage: Eukaryota; Fungi; Ascomycota; Dothideomycetes; Pleosporales; Pleosporaceae
Source: RefSeq, a predicted model, not a curated record
AUGUCGACCAACAAGAGGGGCAACAUCUUCGGCCAGGGUAAGCCUGAGCGCCCAUACGAAGAGCGCGACGAACCCGCAGAUGUCCCUCAGCGGGCAACAGCAGCCCAGCUCGCCGCACGAAAAAUCAAAACCGCGAAAGCCCGACGACCAGCAGGCGCCUCCUCCGGUCUAUCACAGAGCGCAAACUUUGGCGCACCACAGCAGAAUGGCUUCAACUUCGGCGCCUCGGCACCUGCUCCUGCAAACGGCGGCACGAAUGCCUUUGGAGGCUUUGGGGGAAACAAUGCUUUCGGUGGCGCUAGCGCGACGAGCAGUUUUCCACCUGCUCAGCCCGCAGCCCCAAGCAGUACCUUUUCCAGCUCAUCUUUUCCAGCAUUUGGAGGCAGCAAUUCAGGAACAGGCACAGGCUUCAAUCCUCAGCCGCCUUCAUCCGCGGGUUUCAAUUUUACAGCAGGAGGUUCCAACCCAUUUGCGACAGCGAGCUCGGCGCCUGCGACAAACGGCAGCACGCCUGCGCCCGCACCCGCGUUCGGAGGAUCAAUAUUCGGCAACUCACAAACACAGAGCAAUCCCUUUGGUGGACUAGCACAGAGCAGCACGUCAAGUGCAGCCCCAUCAACCAGUAUUUUCGGUACAUCGAGCGCCGCACCCUCCGGUGGUCUGUUUGGUACUUCGAGCGCUGCGCCUUCGGGCGGCCUAUUUGGCACUACCAGCGGCGCUGCAAACGCUCCAGCAACCACCGCCCCGGCCUCAACACCAUUUACCUUUGGCGCUACCAGCUCAUCGGCUCAGAACACUGCAAGCACGCCAGCAACAAGCGGCAUUUUCAGUAGUUUCGGCAACUCCACGCAGACAGCCCCACCAGCACAAAACAGCAUUUUCAGCAGUUUCGGCACGAAUGCACAGAAGGAGGAAGCCCCCAAAGAGCCAGCUGCAUCCCAGAAUAGCAUUUUUGGUGGCUUUGGUUCAAACGCGCAAAAGACUGAUAGUGCUACGGAGACACCCAAGCAGAAUAAUAUAUUCGGGGGUCUAAACACAGGUGCACAGAGCACGCCGACGGCGCCUUCAGCACCAUCUACUGGCUUGUUCGGAGCUUCCACUUCGGCUACACCAAGUGCCAAGCCCUCCGCACCCGCCGACAACCCCUUCGCAAACCUCCCGACUGCAGCGGGCGCAUCUACUCCAUUCAAAGGAUUCGGAGCAACAUCACAGACGCCUCAGGCUCAAGAGAAGACUCCAGCCCCCUCAGCGAACCUGUUUGGUAACCUGAACAAGCCAGAGGAGUCUAGCACCACUGCUGCACCAGAGACACCCAAGUCGAACCCAUUCGCGUCUCUUGCAAAGCCAGCUACUCCUCCAGCUGCUGCUCCGGCAGCUACUAGUUCUGGAUUUAGCUUAUUUGGAACUGACAAAGAUAAGGAUUCAAGUUCGGCAACACUCAAGGCUCCUGAAGCAUCCAAAUCGAGCCUGUUCCAGCCUUUCAGCACUCCACAGCCAGCAAAGACUGCCGAUGCGGAAAAGCCACAAGGUGGACUGUUCAGCGCGGCUCAACCAAAGACCAGCUCCGGUUUGUUUUCACAGACAUUCCAACCCGAGGCCAACAAAUCGAGCAACCUGUUCAGCAAGCCUCAGUCCAGCUUCUCGUCUUUCACACCGUCUGCAACUUCUUCAACAGAGGCACCAAAGGCUCCUGCUGCGGCGUCUCCUUCUUCUGAAAAGUCCAAUCCGUUUGCCUCCCUGUCAACCCCUUCAACAGAUCGACCCAAUCUGUUCAGCGCUCCCAAGGAACCUGCCCAAGUCUCCCCUGCACCAGCCAUGCCCAACCUUACAGGCAGCUCCACGGUGUCGAACGAAUCACAGCAAACACCAGAGAUCCCCAAGGUUCCCAAGGUACACGUCCCUAAAGAAUGGUCUGUACCGGGUGUUGUUCGCGCACAGAGCGGUGAUAGUCUAUUGAAGCAAAUCACGGACUUGACUGCUCAACUUCAAGUUUUGAACGGAAAGUACCGACAGCAGAUUAGUACUCUUCCUCCCACGGCAGACUGGUCGAGUGUGUCCCUUUGGCACUACCAGCAUUCCACCGACAUCAAGAAGAAGAUUGACAACGCGAAAAAGCAACGUGCAGCUAGCCGCGGUGUCACUGGAACUGAAUCCAGUCUGUCGACUAAGCGCAAGGCUGAUGAAGAUAACGUCGAAGCCCGUGAUCCUUCUCCAAUUAAGCGAUCUCGUCCAGCCGAGACACCUGCGAGCCCGACACCUCAACCUUCUGCUUCUACUCCAAAGCUGAACCCGCCAGCAACGGCAACAUCGAACAUGUUUGCCAAGGCAAUCGGUAACAAGCCUUCCACGCCUUCUGCUCCCUCUACGUCGUCAACAAAUCUGUUUGCUCCAAAGACGGCUGAGAAUUCCAGUGAAGAACCUGCCAAGGCAAAUGCACCAGCUACUGGUUUUGGUUUCAGCCCGUCACUGCCCGCCACCAACGGUGCAAGCAGCUCAUCCACUUCGUCCGGAUUCAAGCCUACGUUCGGCAGCACGCCCAGCAGCGCUUCCGGCUCAACAGGGUUCAAGCCCAAUUUUGGUAGUGCUCCGGGAGGAGGUGGUUUUAUGGCGCAAUUUACCAAGACGGCGAAGACUUAUGACGAGCUUGCUGCCGAGCGUAAGAAGAAGGCUAUGGAAGAGGACUACGAUUCUGACGAGGAAACUGAAGAGCAAUGGUCUGCCAGGUAUGACAAAGCUGAAGAAGAACGUCGUGCUGAAGAAAAAAAGAAGGCUGCUGCCACUCCUACAUUCACAUUUGGUGCCUCGGCUAAGCCAGACGCACAGCCAUCAGGCAGCACCCCGAAAUCUAAUCCUUUCUCUGGCCUGCUGAAGCCCACAAGUGGUGCAUCUACGCCUGGGGGCUUCACUCCCAAGGAUGUUAGCCCUGCUCCAUCUACAGGUGGGCAGUCUGUCUUCAAUGCCCCAGCCGCCUCUCCAGCUCCUUCUUCCAACAUCUUUGGCCAUCUCUCUUCGGGCCCUUCCUCAAACAACCAGGAUGAGUCCGAUGAAGAUGACGGCGAGCAACAAGAGAUUGCUGGGUCUGUAGAGCCGGCCACCCCGAGAGGCAAUUUUGGAGAAUCUGAGGCGGAGUCAGAAGAGACGCAGGAGCAAAAGAAGCCAAACACUAGUUCCAAGGGAAGCCUUCUUUCCAGGAUCACCCGCGACAAUGACUCCGAGUCUGAGAAGGAGAACAAUGGCAUUUCCUCUACGGCGGCGACCAACGGAACUACUACGCCUACCAACAAGCCCUUCCAAUUCUUUGACUUUAAUGCAGCAUCCAAGACCGCCCCGCCCAAGUCGGACACAUUUGCAGGCGAUCAAACUUUCAAGUUUGGUAGCCCUAUCAAGUUUGGACAAGCUCCCGCUACGGAGAAGAAGGAUGCACCUAAGUUCCAGUUCCAGCCUGCUACACCAUCGCCAGGUGAGGGGUCGACAACGCCGGCGAAGCCACCGCCUUCUUCCAUUUUCAACUUUGCCUCAACCGGCGGCUCAUCAUUGUUUGCCCCAUCCGGUGGUAACUCUAUCGGCUCUUCAGUCUUUUCUUCACGUGCUGGAACGCCCCUGUCUGAAGCUGGCGAGACUAGUGCAGCCUCGGCCGCAGAGGAUGAAGAAGGCGAAAAGCAUGAACAAAUCGACCUCUCCCAACUCACCGAAGAAGAGCUCAACACCUACGACAUUGUCUUCCACACUGAUGUCGUCCUUGCCAAGCACCAGGUAGACAAAGAUGGAGAGAAGGCCUGGGUCAACCUUGCCAAGGGGCCGCUUUGGAUUCUCAAGGACAAGGAGACUGCUAAGUGCUCUGUCCGCGUCCGCAUCCCAAGUGGCGCUACGCCUCUGAACUACCAGAUUCUGCCUUCACUCCCUGCUACGGUCACCGGCUCUAGCAAAAAGAUGGUCAUGGCGACGAAGCCCGCAAAGGAAGGUGGACUGCAGUCGGUCAUCUUUGCUGUCAAGUCCCCUGAGAUUGCAGUAGAGAUGGCUGCAAAGUACACCGAGUCGGUUCCUUCCCCCUAA